Molecule: messenger RNA, 1246 nt
Organism: Miniopterus natalensis
Lineage: Eukaryota; Metazoa; Chordata; Mammalia; Chiroptera; Miniopteridae
Gene: INHBC
Product: inhibin subunit beta C
Cellular component (GO): extracellular region
Molecular function (GO): growth factor activity; cytokine activity; hormone activity
Source: RefSeq, a predicted model, not a curated record
UUCAUCUCUCAAGUCAGAUGUUUGGCUGUUCCAUCCCCUGCAACAAGGACUCAUGCCAGCUGGACACACUCUCCUUCCCGGGCCUCUGGCGGCCAGGGCGGAACCAAGAUCACAGCUAUUGAGACCCUAAGCCCAAAGUUUGUGGCCCUGUCUCAACUGUGUCACUCAAGGAGGGCUUCCUCCAGCAAUGAUCUCCUCAUUGUUCCUGGCCUUCCUAUUUCUGGAUCUGGCCACAGUGGCCACUCCCAGAGCUGACAGUCAGUGUCUGGCAUGUGGAAAGCAUGCCUUGGACCUGGAGAGCCAGCGGAAGCUGCUGCUCCAUCUGGCCAAGAGAAGCAUCUUGGACAAGCUGCACCUCAGCCAGCGCCCAACCCUGAGCCGGCCAGUGUCCAGAGCUGCUCUGAGGACUGCGCUGCAGCGCCUCCAUGGGCCCCCACAGGGGGCGCUUCCGGAGGCUGACAGGGGGCAGGAAUAUGAGAUCAUCAGCUUUGCUGAGACAGGCUUCUCCAACAUCAACCAGACUCGUCUUGAUUUCCACUUCUUCUCUGAUAGAACUACUGGUGGCUUGGAGGUCCAGCAGGCUAGCCUUAUGUUCUUUGUGCAGCUCCCUCCCAGUACUACCUGGACUUUGAAGGUGAGGGUCCUUGUGCUAGGCCCACAUGAUUCCAACCUCACCUUGGCCACUCAGCAUCUGCUGAAGGUGGAUGCCAGUGGCUGGCACCAGCUCCUCCUGGGGCCUGAAGCUCAGGCUGCCUGCAGCCAGGGACACCUGACCCUGGAGCUUGUACCUGAAGGCCAGGUAGCCCAAAGCUCAGUCAUCCUGAGUGGGGUUGCCCAUAGGCCUUUCGUGGCAGCCCGGGUGAGAGCUGGGGGCAAGCACAGGAUUCGACGGCAUGGUAUUGAUUGCCAGGGUGGGUCCAGGAUGUGCUGUCGACAAGAGUUCUUUGUGGACUUCCGUGAGAUUGGCUGGCAUGACUGGAUCAUCCAACCUGAAGGCUAUGCAAUGAACUUCUGCACAGGGCAGUGCCCACUGCAUGUAGCAGGCAUGCCUGGCAUUGCUGCCUCCUUUCACACUGCAGUGCUCAAUCUUCUCAAGGCCAACACAGCCACAGGCACCGCUGGAGGGAGCUCAUGCUGCGUGCCCACAAUCCGGCACCCCCUGUCUCUGCUCUACUAUGACAGAGACAGCAACAUUGUCAAGACUGAUAUACCUGACAUGGUGGUAGAGGCCUGCGGGUGCAGUUAG